AUGUACCUCGGCCAGCGGGGGGCCACCAAGCUCGCGGCGAAGGCUGGCGUGAAGGUGCCCGAGAACUACGUGUACCCACACCCAGAUAUGUGCACAAUCAAGCACGAGGACCACGCGCAGUGCUUGAAGCUGAUCCAAAAGGCCAUGGCAGACACAGCGACGGAACCGCAGGUGCGCUUGCUCUACGAGACGAUCGGUGUAUACCUUGGCUAUGCUCUUGCGCAGUACAGCGAGUUUUACAAAAUUGACCACGUCAUGAUCCUGGGCCGCGUCAGCAAGGGUGCUGGUGGCGAUCUCAUGCUCGACGUCGCAAAGAAGGUCCUGGCGGAGGAGUUCCCCGAGUAUUCCCACAUCCAGUUCCACACCGCGGACGACCACUUCAAGGCCGUCGGGCAGUGCAUCGCGGCGGCAGCCCUACCCGAGAUCGCAAGCAAGGCUUGA
Prorocentrum cordatum is the source of this 441-nucleotide messenger RNA. NCBI's taxonomy places the organism in Eukaryota, Dinophyceae, Prorocentrales, Prorocentraceae. The record is from the annotation of a GenBank genome assembly.